Elgaria multicarinata webbii is the source of this 527-nucleotide messenger RNA. RefSeq names its product ring-box 1 (gene RBX1). Lineage: Eukaryota; Metazoa; Chordata; Lepidosauria; Squamata; Anguidae. Gene Ontology annotation, biological process: ubiquitin-dependent protein catabolic process; protein ubiquitination. Gene Ontology annotation, cellular component: nucleus; cullin-RING ubiquitin ligase complex. The record is from RefSeq and is a predicted model, not a curated record. Bases 50 to 376 code for a protein of 108 amino acids. The transcript has 5 exons. Gene Ontology annotation, molecular function: cullin family protein binding; zinc ion binding; ubiquitin protein ligase activity.
UCGUGCGCAUGCGCGUUGAAGGAAGUCUGCCGGGAUUUGCUUAUCCAAAAUGGCCGCUGCGAUGGAUGUAGACACUCCGAGUGGCACCAAUAGUGGUGCCGGCAAGAAGCGCUUUGAAGUAAAGAAGUGGAAUGCAGUUGCACUCUGGGCUUGGGACAUUGUGGUUGACAACUGUGCCAUUUGCAGAAAUCAUAUCAUGGAUCUCUGCAUAGAAUGUCAAGCUAACCAAGCAUCAGCUACCUCUGAAGAAUGCACUGUUGCCUGGGGUGUCUGUAAUCAUGCUUUCCACUUUCAUUGCAUUUCUCGCUGGCUGAAGACUCGGCAGGUGUGCCCAUUAGACAACCGAGAAUGGGAGUUCCAGAAGUAUGGACACUAGCAGGUGAGAGAAGAUCACGAAGUUAAUUGUUCUGUCUUCAGUUAAGCCUUCCACCUUGCAAGUGGAUUGAUGUUGUAAUACGCUUGUCUCAUUUUUUGUUUUCACCUAAAUAUAGUCAUUGUGAAUAGUAAUAAAUCUUGUCAGUCUCCUG